Messenger RNA from Papilio polytes (common Mormon), 2815 nucleotides. RefSeq names its product WD repeat-containing protein 36. Gene Ontology annotation, biological process: rRNA processing. Gene Ontology annotation, molecular function: protein binding. NCBI's taxonomy places the organism in Eukaryota, Metazoa, Arthropoda, Insecta, Lepidoptera, Papilionidae. Gene Ontology annotation, cellular component: Pwp2p-containing subcomplex of 90S preribosome; small-subunit processome. The transcript has 8 exons. The coding region runs from base 140 to 2809 and encodes 889 amino acids. The record is from RefSeq and is a predicted model, not a curated record.
UGACCGUGACAAUUGACAACUCGAGGCAAGGUAAAUAAAAACACGUGCGUCUUUGAAUUAAAAAUAACAAAUAAAAAGUGAAUAAGCAUCUCUACUGAUGUAUUUUAAUGUUUCCGAGCUGUGAGGACAUUUAAUAAUCAUGUCUUCAAAAUCAAGUAGUCAAAUAUUCACCGGUUCCAGAGUAUUAGGUUAUGUGAGUACACAUGUACCUUUUGUAGCCCGAUUUAUUAAAAGACGCGGAGAAACAUUGCUAUGUACAAGUGUUGGGAAGUGGUUUCAUACGUAUGGAUGUGAUAAGUUUCGUUUGCUUAGUAUAAGCGGUGAGCAUCCUGGGCCAAUCACUUGUAUGAGCGGCGACAACUUCUACGUAUAUACUGCUAGUGAAAACGACAUAUAUGCUUGGAGACGAGGAUGUGAACUGAAGCACGUUUACAAAGGACAUCAGGCAUCUGUUCACAAGAUAUUACCUUUCGGUAAACAUCUCAUAUCAAUAGAUAAAAACAAUGUAUUAAAGAUAUUUGACAUUAAAGACGAAACAGAAUUCUUGGAACUAAGUUUCAAUGAAAGUGAUUUUCAAAUAUCUACAAUAUGUCAUCCUCCAACUUAUCUGAACAAGAUAUUGCUUGGUAGCUGGCAAGGAAAACUUCAAAUUUGGAAUGUUCGCACUUCAAAGUUGGUAUACACAUUUGAUGGCUGGAAAUCUCCAGUAACUGUUACAGAGCCUGCACCCGCUGUGGAUGUAGUUGCUAUUGCUUUAGCCAAUGGGAAGAUCAUUUUACAUAAUUUGCGCUACAAUGAGAAAGUUAUGGAGUUUGUUCAUGAUUGGGGCAAGGUGAGUUGCUUAUCAUUCAGGUUGGACGGGAUCCCCGUAAUGGUGACAGGAAGCACUAAAGGUCAUAUUGUGAUGUGGAAUUUAGAAGAGAAGAGAGUGAUGUCACAAAUUCAAUCGGCUCAUUCCUCCCGUGUGGCUGGUCUGCAGUGCUUAUCAUCGGAGCCCUUGAUGGUGACAAAUUCACAAGAUAACUCUUUGAAGAUGUGGAUCUUUGAUAUGCCUGAUGGUGGUGCUAGACUUUUGAAGAUAAGGGAAGGGCUAUCUCGUCCUCCAAACUUGGUCCGCCAUUGUGAACCAACAGGAGAGAAUCUGUUAGCAGCUGGACGUGACAGUAGCCUGCACAUCAUGAAUACCAUCACGGAGACAUUUAAUAAGAGUAUGGGAAAAGCAUCUUAUAAUAGAAAGGCUUCUAAGAAGAAAAAGAGAACUGAAGUAGAUUACCUUGUUUUACCUCCAAUAACAAAACUAAGCUCUUGUAUGCAACGAGAUAAGCAAUGGGAUAGCAUAGCGUCUCUGCAUGAUGGCAUGUAUAUGGCCACCACUUGGUCGUACAACAGGAUAUGUAUGGGUGAACAUAAGCUGAAACCUCCCGAUAUGGAAAAAGGUGUUCAGGCCACGUGCUUGACGGUUACACAUUGUGGAAACUUUGUUGUUAUAGGUUAUACUAAUGGACAAGUGCAUAAAUUUAAUAUGCAGUCAGGUAUUUACCGAGGUUUUUAUGGGAAAGAGAAAAAAGCAGCCCACAAAGGAGCGAUCAGAGGAGUGGAGACAGAUCUUUGCAAUCAAAGAGUAUUUACAGUAGGUGCUGAUGAUAAAAUCAAAUUUUGGUAUUUCAAAUCAGCUACUACCCCAUUCCAUGUAUUAAAGUUAGAAGAAUCAGUAAACAGCACUAAGUAUCACAGAGACAGUGGCCUGUUAGCGCUGGCUAAUGAAGAUUUCACAAUAACUUUGGUUGACGUGGAUACUAUGAAAGUUGUGAGAAAAUUCGACGGACAUGUCGGUAAAAUUAAUGAUAUCGAUUUUGAUUGUCAAAGCAGAUGGUUGGUAAGCUCGUCGAUGGAUUGUACGGUUUGCACUUGGGAUAUACCCAGUGCACAACUUGUGGAUAUAUUCUAUGUAGAACAGCCGUGUACAUCAUUAAGUAUGUCCCCGACUGGGGACUACUUGGCUACAACACAUGUUGGAGAGUUAGGAGUUUUUCUUUGGGCCAACAAACUUUUAUAUGAAAGAGUUUUCCUUAAAGGCAUUGACAGGAAUGCAGUUGACAUACCCAAAUUAAAAUUACCAAACUCGGCAAUUGAAAAGCCGCAAAUAGAAGACAUAGGAAUCAUAGAUUUGGGUGAACCUGAAUAUAAAUCUCCUGAACAAAUAAGUAAAGAACUUAUAACUCUAUCCGAUCAACCGACUUCGAGAUGGUUGAAUCUUUUGAAUUUGGACAUUGUUAAAAUGAGAAAUAAACCGAAAACGGGAAUAACAGUUCCCAAAUCCGCACCAUUUUUCCUCCCUACCAUACAGAGUCUUGAACUAGAGUUCGAUUUAGAGAAGGACAAAGAGCUAGGAGAUAAAAAACUUCUAAUACCUGAAUCUUUAUCUACUUUGUCACCGUUUGCGAAGCAACUAGUCGCUUGUAACAAUUCAGAGGAAUAUGUACCGUGUGUGGAUAAACUCAAGACUCUAUCUCCCGCUGCAAUAGAGGCUGAAGUAAUUAGUAUGGGAAUAGACGCGGGAGGAUCCAUAGAGGUUAUGAAACAUUUCUUGUCUAUGGUCGGCUGUAUGCUUAAAAGUAACAGGGACUUUGAAUUAGCUCAAUCGUAUUUGGGUUUAUUCCUAAAAACUCAUACAAAAGCGAUAUCUCAAAGUAAUGAGUUGCUAAACGUACUGGAAACUGUUGAGGAGGCCGCGGCGGAGACGUGGUCGCGGCUUCAGACACAUCUCAUGUACAAUAUUUGUGUUGUUAAAGCAUUAAAAGAUAUGUAAGAGUUA